Messenger RNA from Drosophila subobscura, 867 nucleotides. Its product is annotated as CD151 antigen. Gene Ontology annotation, cellular component: membrane. The coding region runs from base 66 to 785 and encodes 239 amino acids. Lineage: Eukaryota; Metazoa; Arthropoda; Insecta; Diptera; Drosophilidae. The record is from RefSeq and is a predicted model, not a curated record. The transcript is spliced from 3 exons.
GGUUCUAUCAUCAUAAAGUCCCAUAAAGUUCCAUUGGAAUUGGCUUCCAUUGAGUGCAAAUCGAAAUGCGUUCUUGCGGUCCGAGCUUAAUCAAAUAUGUUUUGUUUGCCUUCAAUGUGCUCUUUGCGCUCUCGGGCCUGGGCAUACUCAUUGCCGGAGCCAUUGUGCUGGCCGAUGUCAAUGAGUUCAAUCACUUUGUGGAGGGCCGAGUGAUAGCACCGCCCAUUGUGCUGAUUGUGACGGGACUGAUCAUAUUCCUGAUCGCCUCGCUGGGCUGCUUCGGCGCCAUCAAGGAGUCCCCAACGCUCCUGCUAACGUUUGCCGUUCUAUUGGCCGUCAUCUUCGUCGUUGAGCUGGCCGUGGGCAUUGCAGCCAGCGUGUUCAAGAAGGACCUGGAGACGAUGGUGAAGAACUCCCUGCAGGAGUCGAUCAAGCGCUCCAACAGCGAGGACACCAUGGCCUGGGACAACAUCCAGCGCAAGCUGAUGUGCUGCGGCGUCGACACCCCGGCGGACUGGCGGGCCAUCAGCGCGAACAAGACGCUGCCGGCCAGCUGCUGUCAGCCGCAGUUCAUUGACACAACUGUCGGACACUGCCUGGACUCGCCGGCCCUCGGCAAGGACAAGUUCUACCAGGAUGGCUGCGUGGGCAAGCUGAAGGAUCGCAUCGACAAGAACGCCAGCAUCCUCAUCGGCGUGGGCAUUGGCAUUGCCUUCAUUCAGAUUCUGGGCAUUUUUCUCGCCUGCUAUCUGGCCUCCUCCAUACGGCGGGAGCAGGCCAAGUAAUCCCCAACGCACUCCCCAUUCCUGUUCGUUUACACCUUGAUAUCUACCCUAUUGCUAACCAUCGAAGUGUACGUAGUGGCGU